Plasmodium vinckei vinckei is the source of this 2721-nucleotide messenger RNA. RefSeq names its product heat shock protein 101, putative. The transcript is spliced from 4 exons. The record is from RefSeq and is a predicted model, not a curated record. Gene Ontology annotation, cellular component: cytoplasm. Lineage: Eukaryota; Apicomplexa; Aconoidasida; Haemosporida; Plasmodiidae. Gene Ontology annotation, biological process: cellular response to heat. Gene Ontology annotation, molecular function: ATP hydrolysis activity; ATP binding. The coding region runs from base 1 to 2721 and encodes 906 amino acids.
AUGUUACGGAAUAUUGUUAAAAAUUACUUACUUGCCAUCGUUUUGGUACUAUCUGUGCUCAAGGUCGAUAUAGCAGUUUUAGCCUCUAACAAUAAUAAUCAGGAUAACUUUUUAAACCGAACUAUAAAUGCUUUAAAUUCGGGAAGAAACAUUGCAAAACGAUAUGGCCACAACCAAUUAAAACCUGUGCACAUUUUGAGUGCUUUAAUAAAGAGCGAAUAUGGAUUCAAUUUAUUUAAGUCAAAUAAUAUUGACUUGGAAAACUUGAAGGAAUAUACAGAUGCUGCCUUAGAACAAACUAGAGCCGGAGCGCCCCUUGAUAACAAAACAAUUGUUGUAAAUUCUGAUGGAACAAAUGAAGUUAUAGCCGAAGCUAAAGCUAUUGCAAAAAAAUAUAAAAGCCCCAAAAUUGACAUAGAACAUAUAUUAUAUGGUUUAAUGACUGAUGAACUUGUAAAUGAAAUAUUUGGUGAAAUAUAUUUGACAGAAGAUUCGAUUAAAGAUAUUUUAAAAGCAAAAUUUGAAAAAGCAACAAAAAAUAAAGAAAAGAAAUCAACUGGAUUAACUAUUGAACAAUUUGGUUCUAAUUUAAAUGAGAAAGUUAGAAAUGGUAAAUUACAAGGAAUAUAUGGAAGAGAUGAAGAAAUUCGAGCAAUUAUUGAAUCAUUGUUACGAUAUAAUAAGAACAGUCCAGUAUUAGUUGGUCAACCAGGUACUGGUAAAACUACCAUUGUUGAAGGUCUUGCUUAUAGAAUUGAAAAAGGUGAUGUUCCUAAAGAAUUACAAGGAUAUACAAUUAUAAGUUUAAAUUUCCGUAAAUUUACAGCCGGAACAUCAUAUAGAGGAGAAUUUGAAAAUAGAAUGAAAAAUAUAAUUAAAGAGUUAAAAAAUAAAAAGAACAAAAUCAUAUUGUUUGUUGAUGAAAUCCAUUUAUUAUUAGGUGCUGGUAAAGCUGAAGGUGGUGUAGAUGCAGCCAAUUUAUUAAAACCAGUUUUAUCAAAAGGUGAAAUAAAAUUAAUUGGUGCAACCACUGUUGCUGAAUAUAGAAAAUUUAUUGAAAGUUGUUCAGCUUUUGAAAGACGUUUUGAAAAAAUUAUUGUUGAACCUCCAUCUGUUGAAACAGCAAUUAAAAUUUUAAGAUCAUUGAAAAGUAAAUAUGAAAAAUUUUAUGGUAUAAGUAUUACUGAUAAAGCUUUAGUUGCUGCUGUAAAAGUUUCUGAUAAAUUUAUAAAAGAUAGAUUUUUACCAGAUAAAGCUAUUGAUUUAUUAAAUAAAGCAUGUUCCUUUUUACAAGUUCAAUUAUCCGGUAAACCAAGAAUUAUAGAUUUUACAGAAAGAUAUUUAGAAAGAUUAGCAUAUGAAAUAAGUACAUUAGAAAUGGAUGUUGAUAAAGUUUCCAAAAAAAAAUAUAGUUCUUUAGUUGAAGAAUUUGAAUUAAAAAAAAUUGAAUUAAAGAAAUAUUAUGAAGAAUAUGUUUCAACAGGAGAAAGAUUAAAAAGAAAAAAAGAAGUUGAAAGAAAAUUAAAUGAAUUAAAAGAUUUAGUACAAAAUUAUAUUAAUUCAGGUCAAGAACCUCCUGCUGAAUUACAAGAAAGUUUAGAAGAAACUCAAAAACAAUUUGUAGAAAUAUAUAAAACUACUGUAGCAUAUGUUGAAGAAAAAACUCAUAAUGCUAUGAAUGUAGAUGCACUUUAUCAAGAACAUGUAUCAUAUAUUUAUUUAAGAGAUUCUGGUAUGCCUUUAGGUUCAUUAUCAUUUGAAUCAUCAAAAGGUGCAUUAAAAUUAUAUAAUAGUUUAUCAAAAUCAAUUAUUGGUAAUGAAGAUAUUAUUAAAUCUUUAAGUGAUGCUGUUGUUAAAGCUGCAACUGGUAUGAAAGAUCCAGAAAAACCAAUCGGUACUUUUCUAUUUUUGGGUCCUACUGGUGUUGGUAAAACAGAGUUAGCUAAAACAUUAGCUAUUGAAUUAUUUAAUUCAAAAAAUAACUUAAUUCGUGUUAAUAUGUCAGAAUUUACUGAAGCACAUUCAGUAUCUAAAAUCACUGGUAGUCCACCAGGUUAUGUUGGAUUUAGUGACUCUGGUCAAUUAACAGAAGCUGUAAGAGAAAGACCCCAUUCUGUUGUUUUAUUUGAUGAAUUAGAAAAAGCACAUCCAGAUGUAUUUAAAGUUUUAUUACAAAUUUUAGGUGAUGGUUAUAUUAAUGAUAAUCAUAGAAGAAAUAUCGAUUUUUCAAAUACUAUUAUUAUUAUGACAUCUAACUUAGGUGCUGAAUUAUUUAAAAAACAAUUUUUCUUUGAUGCUGAUAAUUCAAACACACAAGAAUAUAAAAGAUUAUUUGAGGAUCUUAGAAUUCAAUUAAUUAAAAAAUGUAAAAAAGUUUUCAAACCUGAAUUUGUUAACAGAAUUGAUAAAAUUGGUAUUUUCGAACCAUUAAGCAAAAAAAAUCUACAUCAAAUUGUUAAAUUACGAUUCCAAAAAUUAGAAAAACGUUUAGAAGAAAAAAAUAUUAGUAUUGGCGUGUCAGAUAGAGCUAUAGAUUAUAUUAUUGAUCAAUCAUAUGACCCAGAAUUAGGAGCUAGACCCACACUUAUCUUUAUUGAAAGUGUUAUUAUGACUAAAUUUGCUGUUAUGUAUUUAGAAAAAGAAUUAGUUGAUGAUAUGGAUAUAUAUGUUGAUUACAAUAAAUCAAUCAACAAUAUUGUUAUUAACCUUUCAUUGUCAUAA